UAAGCAUGGAGUCUCUUGAGAAAUAUAUUUCAGAGUUGCAAAGAAAUUGGUUGUCAUUUGCCAUUCCAUUUGGUGUGUCAGCAACCGCGGUUGGGACUAUAUUUUUCCUAAAGCGAUUGGGAAUUUUUUAUCAACUUUUUCAUAAGGCAGAUGACAAGACGGCGAGACAUGGUGGUGAAAUAGUUGCAGAGGUAUUGCAGGCACAUGGCAUAAAAAAUAUUUUUACAUUAGUUGGAGGUCACAUAUCUCCAAUAUUAGUUGCCUGUGAAAAACUUGGAAUCCGGGUUGUUGACACAAGACAUGAAGCAUCAGCAGUAUUUGCUGCAGAUGCUGUAGCAAGGUUAUCGGGAACAGUCGGUGUGGCGGCAGUAACAGCCGGUCCAGGUCUGACAAACACUGUGACUGCUGUGAAAAAUGCUCAGAUGGCAGAGUCACCUCUCUUGCUCAUUGGUGGAGCAGCGGCCACCUUACUGAAGGGCCGAGGUGCUCUGCAAGACAUUGACCAGAUGUCAUUAUUCAAACCACUGUGCAAGUUCACAGCAUCCAUUCAGAAGAUUCGAGACAUUGUGCCAACAAUUCAGAAGGCUCUGCAGAUUGCUCAGUCAGGAACCCCAGGUCCAGUCUUUAUUGAGUUUCCAAUUGAUACACUGUAUCCCUUUCACAUGGUUCAAAAAGAGCUUGGAUCCAAAAACAAAGGUGGAGGACCUAUUCAGAAGAUCAUCAACUGGUACCUUCAAAACCAUCUGAACAAUCUAUUUGCUGGGGCAUUUGAAGAACGAGACAAAUCGCCACUUCCUGUACAACGACCUAUAGCAACCCAGUCUCAAGUUCAGAAGAGUAUAGAAAUCGUGUCUAAAGCCAAAAAGCCUGUGAUACUGUUGGGCAGCCAGGCAACACUGCCACCAGUUCCAUCCGAUGAAUUGAGGAAAGCUCUGGAGACUCUUGGUAUCCCCUGUUUUCUGGGAGGGAUGUCACGCGGUUUGUUAGGAAGAGAUAGCACCAUUCAAGCAAGACAGCGACGCCGUGAUGCCCUCAAGGAUGCCGAUGUUGUCAUUCUAGCAGGUGCUGUUUGUGAUUUCCGACUUGGUUACGGUAAAGUUCUCAAUCGGCGAUCAAAGAUUAUUGCUGUCAACAGGGAUAAAGAUCAACUGUAUAAGAAUUCAGAUAUGUUCUGGAAGCCUACCCUUGCCAUUCAGGGAGAUGUUGGCAAGUUUAUUGUGGAUUUGGUUUAUGGUCUCCAUGGUUACAAAUGUGAUCCUGAUUGGUUGAAGUUGUUAAUGGACAGAGAUAACCAAACAGUGGAGGCCAACAAGACAAAAGCUGAAGAAUUGACUGACGUUCAUUUGAACCCACUGAAGAUUCUGAUGACUCUCGAAGACGUGUUGUCAGACAACAGCAUCCUGGUUGCCGAUGGCGGCGACUUUGUUGCAACUGCAGCUUACAUACUCAGACCUCGGGGUCCUCUUCGAUGGUUGGAUCCAGGAGCCUUUGGCACUCUAGGAGUGGGUGGAGGGUUUGCUCUUGGAGCUAAAAUUUGUCGCCCGGACAGUGAUGUGUGGAUAAUUUAUGGAGAUGGUUCGUCAGGAUACAGCAUUGCCGAGAUUGAUACAUUCACACGACACAAGACACCUGUGAUAGCAUUGAUUGGUAAUGAUGCCUGCUGGAUGCAGAUUGCCAGAGAACAAGUACCCAUGUUCAAAACAGAAGUUGCCUGCAAGCUGUCUUUUUGUGACUAUGACAUCGUAUCUAAAGGAUAUGGAGGAAAAGGUUACAGGCUGGACAAAACAAAUGAAGACAAAAUCAGAGAGAUUCUAGAAAAAGCUGUCCAGGAUUCUAGGAAUGGUGACAGUGUGGUUAUCAAUGCCCUUAUUGGCAAAACUAAUUUCCGGGAAGGCAGCAUAUCUGUUUAAAAACAAAACAAUUGUGAUUCUUUAAAAAAAAAAAAAUGUUUUAAGUUGUAUUUUGGGGAUUCCUCUGGUUUCCAUAAACACAAAUGAUUGACUGUUUUGUCUUGCCUAUAUUUAUAAUUUAUAAAUAAAAACUAUAAAAACAAUUAUAGCUUCCACGGGAAUAACCUGUGAUGUCACUCUUUGGUAAUUUGAUAUUUUUAAAUUUUAAUGUUUACAAUUCGGCAACCAUGGCCUACCAUAAUUAUAGGUUUUUAUUUGAUUGUCAUUGUGAUUUUGAUAUAUGAAACCUUUGUGAUAGUGACCAUCUGUUUGGAAAGCAUACACACACAUGUAGGUUAUUCCCUUUCACCCUUCACUUGUUAACACAAUAUAACAUCAAGUGGCACAUGUUGAAAUGAUUAGCCAAAACUAUGAAGACCUUCUCGUUUUUUUUUAUAUUAAACGUUCUGCAUUUUGGUCUGUGUACUAUUUGUUGCAUUUAGGUUUGUUUUUUGGAUAUUAUACACAAACUCACCAUGGAUUAAGAAAUAUUUACUUGCCACUUUAUAUGCACACACACAUACACAAUGCAUGCAUACACCUAUAUCUUGCAUACCAUAUAAUCUUACAUGUAUCCAUCCAUCCAUCCAUCCAUCCAUCAACACCAACAUGUACAUGCACAGCACACACACACACACACAUACACACAACAAAAUAAAAACAUCUAUGUAUAAAUUGUUUCCUUUCUGAACUCUCAAACAAGUUAUUUAAUUUCCAUACAAAACAUUUGCAAGCAUCAUAAUUUAGUUAUUUCGAAGACUGAUAGAUUAUUUUUCUCUCAUUGACUUUGGAAGCCUUCAGGAAUUCAUCUUUGUAAUGAGUUUGUCCAGACUAUAAGAGAUAUGUCAUCUGCAAGUGAGAUUGUUAGAACGUAUACAGAUUUACAUCAUGGUUUGUGUCAUAUGAAAAAUAUUUAUGAUUUGAACAAAGUAUUCAAAUAAGUUUGUCUGUUUAAGACGCUAUAUUAUUUGUUAAUUCUACGCACAUUUUGAUAAUUGUUGUAAUUGUAAAUGAUAUAAGUUGUUAGCACAUAUUUUUGUUUAGUCAAUAAAUAUUUCACAUAUGAACAUGUAUAUACUUUUUACAUAUCGUGAUUAUUUUGAUAAAAAUGUUUUGAUUAUAUUUCUAUUCCUUUUUCAUUACAUUUAUUCAAAUAAAUAAUAAAUUAUU
Molecule: messenger RNA, 3119 nt
Organism: Gigantopelta aegis
Lineage: Eukaryota; Metazoa; Mollusca; Gastropoda; Neomphalida; Peltospiridae
Product: 2-hydroxyacyl-CoA lyase 2-like
Exons: 16
Coding region: 6-1910 (634 amino acids)
Biological process (GO): L-valine biosynthetic process
Cellular component (GO): acetolactate synthase complex
Molecular function (GO): magnesium ion binding; acetolactate synthase activity; thiamine pyrophosphate binding
Source: RefSeq, a predicted model, not a curated record